Ornithodoros turicata is the source of this 1445-nucleotide messenger RNA. RefSeq lists its product as uncharacterized. NCBI's taxonomy places the organism in Eukaryota, Metazoa, Arthropoda, Arachnida, Ixodida, Argasidae. The transcript is spliced from 2 exons. The coding region runs from base 279 to 1277 and encodes 332 amino acids. The record is from RefSeq and is a predicted model, not a curated record.
CCACGCUGAUUUUGACAAGAACAUAUUACAUUAUGAAAGUGUAAGUCGGAAUCCCUGCAACUUGCAGAUGACUUACAAAAAGUCACGGUUAUGCUAUACCGUUAGACCGAACAUGCACAUAAAUUUCUAUGGAUCAAAACGGCUCUAACUGGCCAAAUCAUGGGCCAAAUGGUCUGAAAAACGGCUUCUGAGUGCUGUCCGCUGCACCUGGCAAAUGUCGCGUGCAUCUUCACGUUACCCGCGGUCUUUGGGGUUUGGAUGAGAAAGCGCUCCCCAAGAUGGAGGCCAGUGAGGAGGAGCCAGCUGCAAUGGAGCCCACGGUUACCAGCGGCAAACAGCAUGUGCAGUGCAAACUUUUGGAAACAAUAUACGAAGAUCCAAAAUGCAGCAAGGAUGGUACAGAGCAGUUCACUUCAAUACGCAAGUAUAAGAGAUUUAUCGACUUCAGCGAAGCUCCCAACAAUGCGAAAAGGUGGAAAAGAACGCAGAAAGCCUUUAAGUUGGCCUCCUCUCGGAGGAGCACAGCGGUAGCUGAGCCCAGCAGUGAAAUUUCAGACAUCGCGGCCUCGUCGAGACCAACGAGGAACUGCACGCGCCAUAGGUUGCCAGCUGCGAGUGCCAGAAUCGAUCUAGUCAGUUCCGGCUGUAGAAAGCGCCCGAGCGGAGCGCAGACGAAACUGCCACCAUCCAGUGUGGCAGUGUGUGAUACACAGCAACACAGGUAUCUCACGGAGCACACCGGCGGUUCCCAGCAGGACACUUCGCUCCAGAUUGUCGUCCUUGAGAAUGGAGACGUGCCCAUAGAGGAAUGUGCAACGAUCGAGAUACCCUUCGACGGACUUCAUGGGGGUGGCAGCAGGAACGGAAUGCUCGUGGCGGCAGUGCAAAGUGCCAGUGAACAGUGGUCGCAGUUUCAAGAUAAUAUCGAGGAAGAUGUGAGAGAAUGCGUAAAAUGUGUGCUCAAGAUAGUUGUGCCCGACACUGAGGAAUGUGAUCGUGACAUGGGAAACAGUACAGACAGUACCAGUUACGUUCCCCAACCGAGGCAGCUACCAGAAGUACAGCCAGAAACACGAGCAACAAGAAAGGAAUCGGGGGAGGAAAACGAAGUCAUUAAUACUGUGGGCGAUCUCGCCGCUAUAGUAGAAACGACAUGUUUUUUGUGCGACGUGUCUUCUAAUGUUGCCGACCAUUGUGCUGAUGUUAACUGUGAUACUAUCCAAGUCGCUCAAGUUGUGCGUGAAGUUGUAGAAGUGAUAUCUAGUGAACAGGUCUGAACCAGUAUUGCUACAAUUAUGAAAGGAAUGUAGGAAAGGAAUGAAAGGAACAGUAGAUACGUGACUGCUCCUAGCAAACUGCUUCGGAGACAUUUUAGAAAGAUAUUUUAGUUCUUUAAAGUGCUGCUAUCUAAAAGAUUUCAUCACUCGUAUAAAAGUGAAAGCCUU